AUGGUGAAGUGCGUCUUUCGAAAGGUUUCGGGUGGGACAGAGCGUCUGCUGGAGGUGGAGACCCCGCUUCUUCUGGGAGCAGACGGCAUUUUCUCCGAAACGAGAAAGCAUGUGGUGGGGCAGCAGGCUGGCAAUGAGACUGGCGGGUUAAUGGGGGAGGGAAUGGGGCCUCGAGACAAUGGGCGGACUAUCUGGAGGGCCAUCAUCGACAGCAGCCUUGUCUCCCACCCACUACUGCAGCCACGGCACAGUCUGACCAUACUAGCCGGCGACCGUGUGGGAGCCAUCCUGAACGGCCACGCAGGCAAGCUCUACUGGGGGCUCGCGCUCGCUGACGGGGCCGAUCCGACGGUCAGCAGCAGCCGAUCCAGGAGUGGGGAGGAGGCGAAGGAGAAGAUCCUGCGAGCAGUGAAGGGGUGGGACGUGCUGCCCCAGUUGGCCGAGGCCACUCCACCGGAGCUCAUUUUGGAGCGCCGGAUGCUUGACCUGCCUGCCCUUCCUUUCUGGGUUAAAGGAAGGACUGCUCUGCUGGGAGACGCGGCGCACGCAAUGACGCCAGAGCUGGGUCAGGGGGCGAACAUGGCGUUUGAGGAUGCGGCACAGAUGGUAGAAUGCAUUCGCGCUCACUCACAUGUCAGGCAUGCACUGGAAAGCUUCCAGUCCCUUCGCAUGCCACGUGUGCAUGCUGUGGCAGCAAUGAACAGGGCGUCGGCUAAAGCACUGUAUGGGGAUGCACAAGCAUGCAACGGGAACGGGAACAGAAAGGGAAUUCUAACAGGUGCUGCACCUCUAAUCAGGGGAGCGCUGGAGUCAACAGGUGCAGCAGGAGUCAACAGGUGCAGCAGGAGUCAACAGGUGCAGCUGGAGUCAACAGGUGCAGCAGGAGUCAACAGGUGCAGCAGGAGUCAACAGGUGCAGCAGGAGUCAACAGGUGCAGCAGGAGUCAACAGGUGCAGCUGGAGUCAACAGGUGCAGCUGGAGUCAACCGGUGCAGCAGGAGUCAAUCAAGCUGCUUAG
Messenger RNA from Closterium sp. Yama58-4, 1017 nucleotides. The record is from the annotation of a GenBank genome assembly. NCBI's taxonomy places the organism in Eukaryota, Viridiplantae, Streptophyta, Zygnematophyceae, Desmidiales, Closteriaceae.